AUGGAAUCAGACUACGGUCAAACACCCUCAAGUCACAUCGAUCCCCUAUUGCGUAAUGCCUGCGUUCUCGAUAUCCAGAGCCUCGAACUCCUACACCACUACAUGUGUCACACUUCGAUAACCCUAGGAGACCCCCAAAUCUUUAGAGAUGUGGUUCCACCACUCGGCUUCAAGUACGACUGCGUUAUGCGAAUGGUCCUAUCAAUCACCGCCCGACACCUCACCCGACUACGACCCGAUCAAGCAGGGUACUAUCGCCGUCUGGCAGAAGACUAUGCAGCGGCGGCAUUUCCAGAAGUGGCGGCCAUGCUCGCCCAGGUCAAUGACGAUAAUUCGCAGGCUGUCUACUACGCUACAGUCCUAAUAAGUCUGUCAUCUUUUGCUACAGACCCAUCACCAGGGAAUAUCUUACUUGCCGCCGCCGAGGAGGACGAAGUAUCAUGGUGGGCGUUGAUGAAGGGAGUAAAGAUGGUGAUCAGCACGACAGGACUAGAAGAUAUCAGAAAGGAGGCAAGGGCCGCUCUGCUCUGUGGUAGUUCUGCAUGGAACGAACCAAAACUUUCAGCUCUUAGCGUAACAUCGCUUGUACUGCAGUGGGAGAACCCCUUGGCUGAGAUUGAAGAGCUUGUGGACGAGGUGUAUGCCGCCGAAGACAGCAUUCAUCGGCCCGCCUUUGCCCACUUGAAAUCAUGUUACCGGAAGCUGUUUACAGCACCUGAUGAGCCAAAAGUCGACAAUGAGCAGAUCCCUUCCAUUAUUUACGGCUGGCUAUAUGAGCUGAGGGAUGACUUUGUAUUGUCUAUAGAGAGAAGAGAACCUGUGCCUCUGGUUCUGCUUGCGUACUAUGCUGUUCUGCUGCAGCAACUGGAACAUCACUGGUUUAUGGAGGGUUGGUCACUUCAGGUCACCAAUGGCGUUUACGCGAUACUUGAGGAUAGUCACCGGCAAUUUCUUACUUGGCCAUUGGAACAGGUUGGGUCCAUCUGGUCAGGAUUAUAA
Molecule: messenger RNA, 999 nt
Organism: Colletotrichum scovillei
Lineage: Eukaryota; Fungi; Ascomycota; Sordariomycetes; Glomerellales; Glomerellaceae
Product: C6 zinc finger protein
Exons: 1
Coding region: 1-999 (332 amino acids)
Biological process (GO): regulation of transcription by RNA polymerase II
Molecular function (GO): DNA-binding transcription factor activity, RNA polymerase II-specific
Source: RefSeq, a predicted model, not a curated record